GGGAGGGCUCGGGAGGUUCGUGAGGAGCCGCCUGGAGCUGCUGCAGCCCCGGGUUGUGCCCCCAGCCCGUGCCCGGCCGUGUCCAUCGGGAGCCCCAGGAAACUGUACAGAAGUCUCUGAACUUUGGCUGCUCGAUCCAAAGCAGAAAGCGGGAUCCAGAAGCUCACUUUUAAACCUGUCAGUGAAACAGGUUCGGCGCUGUCGGGUCAGAAUCAAGGUGAGGAUUCCCAGGUUUCCAUGGAUGUUACAAGCCCCCCGUUAUCCCUACAAGACAAUGGUUUUAGUAAGAAAAGAAAGAAAAAAGAAGCAAGAAAAAGAAGAAAAGAAGAAAAAAGAGAAGGAUUGAAAGAAAAGAGUAUGGUACCCACAGAUCCACCUGGGACAUCCCAGGAAGAGAUGGAGAAACUCAAGGAAGAGAUGGAAAAACUCAAGGAAGAGCUGAAGAUGUGGAAGAAAAGAGUCGAAGAAGCUGAAAAUACAAAGGUUGAACUUCUUACCUCCAAAUUAACUGCUGAUAAAGAGUGUGACAGGGCAGAGAAGCAGCUGACAGAGCUGAAGGAGCAAGAGAAGCAGCACAGGGACAGAAUGAUCAGCUUUGAGCGGGAACUCUUUGUGCUAAACCAGGAAAACACUGAGCUGAAAAACGGGAUUGCAAAGCUCAAGGAAGACCUGAAAGAAUACAGUUCCCAGGAUAAUCAGAUUCAAAAGAAGGUGGCAGAAAUGAAACUGAAGUUCACUCACCUGGAGGAGAUGAAGGAUGCUGGGGCAGGUAUGGAUCUGGACACCCACUGUGUUUUUGGGGCAGCCACAAAAAUCCCCUUCAGACUCAACCAGAACCAGGCACUGCUGACCUUUGAAGAUGAAGAAGUUGCCCAGAGACUGACAAAGAUGAGCAAGCACUGUGUGAACCUGGACAACAGAACAGCAAAUGUGUCAGUGAAGCCUUUUGAACUUGACACAGGAUUCCAGUUUGAGCUCCAUGUCACUGUCUCUGGAAAGAAGAUCAACGUUUCAGAAAUCCCUGAGCUUCCCAUUCCUAAAGAUUGGAUGAGAGACAAACUUGAGCUGCAUUUCUACAAAACCAAGCAGGCAGCAGGAGGAGGAGAAAUAGAAAAUGUCACCUACAACAAGGGGGCUGGGACAGCUGUCAUCACAUUCCUCAGACCUGGAGCAAGCAGGAGCUUUGUGGGAUGUACUAAAUACCCCUUCUGUGCAGAGGGAGGGUGCUUCAACCUUUCUGUCUCCCCGAAUUUUGAUGUUCACUUGAGGAAGUUUCAGCCAUACUGCAGGGUUUCCAAGAAGACAAUUCUGCUGAGAGGAAUCCCAGAGGUGGAAGAGGAUGAAGAAAGUGUGCAGGACAUGAUUGAAAUUCACUUCCAAAAGCCGAGCAACGGUGGGGGGGAGAUAGAGAAAAUCAAAUACAACUCCAAAGGAGCAGCCUAUGUUUGUUUUGAGGAGGAUACUGGGAAUGCCACCUCAGAAAUCCCACGGAGCACGUGAAGUUCUGGGGUUUUGUUUCUCAGAGGAAUUGAUGUAGAUGUGUCUUAACGUUCUGGGAUUGAUCCUGUAAAAGAGGAAUCCCUGCCUUUCUGAUAUUUCUCUAAUGUGCAUAGGAAGUCAGCAAAACUCCCUGCAGAUUAAAGGCACAGACCAAGCCUUCAGCAGCCCCUGGAAUACAAUCUCAGGUUUUCUGCAACUUUGCAUAUUGUAUACCUUGCUGAUUUUAAGAUACUCCAGAGUGGGAUGGGUGGAUUGUUUCUUACAUCCUGGAUAAAAAAAUCCCAUAUUUAAUCCCAAUCCAAGCCUCCUCCCAGUCCUGCUUUGUUGAAGUGCCAGAGCUUCAGAAGGUGGCUCUCACACAGCUCUGGUCCUGUUGAGGUUGCUGAGCACCACCAGCACUCAAAUACAUGAAAGAAUCCUGUAAUUUCAUAAAUUACAAAAAAAACCCCCAAAAAACAACAAUAAACCAUGUAAUUUUAUCCAGUAAUUUAAUAAAAGAUAAUUUUAUCAAAUUAGUGAUAGAAUUAAAAUAGAAAACGGGGGCUGCAAAACCAAGAAAUUGCAGGUAAGAAAUGCCCUGGCAUUUGCUGCCUUUAGCUGUUGAGCUUCUGCCUGUUCAUAGUCUGCUUUAUCAUUUAGUUUUAAUAUUUGUGAUUUAAAUUUUGUCACGUUUUUGUUCAUGAUUUUGGUUGUUUUAAUUUAUUGCAGCCAAGGAUCGAUCUGGUUUUGUAACAGUGCUGGGGGGACAGCCCUGAGGGAUUUGGUUUUCUUGGAGAGAGUUAUUUUCCAAGGAGAAAUGUUUUUCCUUUUCUGCUGUCAUCCUUGGAAAACAAAUCAUCCUCUCACUUUGCACUUUUGCCACCCUUGGGGGCUGAAAUGGUUUUGGCCCCAAAAAUCUUAAUUCCAAACUAACAUAAGCCUGGCAUUGAAAAUAAUUUGUUUUCAGGGUAUUUGACAUCUUGAUAUGCAGGGAAAGGAGAGUGCACUGAGAAGAGCACUGCAAAAAUACCCCAGGGAUUAUUAUUGCAGACAAACUGUUAAUUAUUCCAGACAAACUGUUAAUUGGCAAUGGAUGAAAGUUGAAUAUGGAAAAUUAAAAGGCUGCAGACACCACAGAUUAUUUUGAAUUUGCUGUGGAGUGAAAUACAUGGGGCUGCAGCACCUCUCACUGUUUAGGGCAUGCAAAGGCAGGGAUUGAUUACCUGACCAUUGCAAAAUAAUAAUUAACUUCAAACAGAAUAGUGCUGAAGAAUUUAUGGAGAUUGUGCAUUUCUGCACUCUAAAAACUUGAUAAGACAAAGCACCUUAAAAAGGGGAAACAAAACCAGAAAAGUGUCAUGAAUUUCAACUGCAUCUCACUGAUAAAUAUUGAGAAGUAAAUCCUUAAAAAGGAAAAAGCGUAAAAUUCUCAUAAGGAGUAGUAAGAAGCUGCAGGUUUUAAAGCUCAGAAAAUAAAUCAGAUUUUUUACAUUUUAAAGACAAUGUCUGUAAAUGUCUUGCUUUUGAUGAAUUGUGGCUUGUGAUGAUUGUUAAAUUUUAAAG
Molecule: messenger RNA, 3042 nt
Organism: Cinclus cinclus
Lineage: Eukaryota; Metazoa; Chordata; Aves; Passeriformes; Cinclidae
Gene: NMI
Product: N-myc and STAT interactor
Exons: 12
Coding region: 238-1500 (420 amino acids)
Cellular component (GO): cytoplasm
Source: RefSeq, a predicted model, not a curated record